This is a messenger RNA of Osmia lignaria (orchard mason bee), 7292 nucleotides long. It is a transcript of the gene Ets98B, whose product is annotated as DNA-binding protein Ets98B. The record is from RefSeq and is a predicted model, not a curated record. Lineage: Eukaryota; Metazoa; Arthropoda; Insecta; Hymenoptera; Megachilidae. Gene Ontology annotation, biological process: regulation of transcription by RNA polymerase II; cell differentiation. Gene Ontology annotation, molecular function: DNA-binding transcription factor activity, RNA polymerase II-specific; sequence-specific DNA binding. Gene Ontology annotation, cellular component: nucleus.
CCGGUCCGAAUCAGUAGCUCCAAUUAAAAGUAAACUGCUCUCAAAUUAACAACUCUACAUCUGCUAAUAACGCGAAGAAGUAUGUGUGUGUACUUCUUGUUUGAAUGUAGAGUAAGAGGAGGGACGAUCGCGAGAGACGAUGAUCUUAGAUAGUACGCAACUGUCAUGGAUGGUACACGUGUUCCAGAAGAGCGGUCGUUCACGUUCGAUUCAAAUACUCGACCGCCCGCGUAGCCAUCAGAAGAUUUCCAGGUGAACGUGUCGGUGUUUAACGAGCAUUUUCGUAGUUUUCAAGCAAUUUCUAUGCUGUGCGUUUAGUUACCGUUCUUUCACCAUUUCACUCGGGCAAGUGUCGUGUAAGUGCUUUACGUGACGACGAAACUUAUGGUGCAGUGUUAGAUCUUUUAUAUUUUUAUUUUUCAAAGUGUCGAGGAUAAAAUAAUCGAACAUUAGUUCCUGAUUGUCAAUGCGUUUACGGAUAAUCGAUUUUAUUCAACGAGUUAAUCAUUUAUUUCUGCUGUUACGUGAUUCUGGGAAAACAUCUUUGUAAUGGAUGUUUCCUCUUUACCUGUCGCUUCACCGUUGCUCCUCGCAGUUUCUUUGUAACGAUUUAAAUCAGCCGCUUUGACGCUCCAUUAAUUAUCGCGAGGAAAAUGAUGUUUAAUUAGUUUCAGAAUUGCUGCGCGCAGUUCGAUGAAACCACGAGAACAAUUGAAAGUAAUCGAUUUCAUCCGGCAAUUAAAUUGAUCGCGUCAAUUGUGCGCGCUCGCGUCGUUAAUUACUUUUCAGCUUAUUUCCGUGCCGUCGUUUUAUUUCUCCUUCUAUUCGAUCGUUUCAUCCGCGGAUAAUUAGCGUCGACGAAAAUUCGUUGAGUGUCACCGAUGGGUCGGGAGAAUGCGAUCCGCACCAACACGUUUCAGACGACAAUCGUCUCGAUGAGAAGUAUGCGGAUCGCUGCGGUGGAAUAUCGUGACAGAUGCCACAAACAGUGCCUUCAGCAGCCGGCUACUCGCCGUCGUUCGAUUACACCACGUUCCAGUUCGAUUUGUCACUUCUGUCGGACGACUAUAGCGCCGCGAACGCUCAAAAUACUUUGAAACCAGCUCAGAUCAAGCAGGAAGCGCAAUCGCCGCGUCCCGGUUCCCCGCUUACUUACUCGAGCCCCCCUUACCCUGGCGCUGGUGGUGAACUGUCGCCCAACUACUCGCACGAAGGCUCGCCAGGGUACCCAACGAGCCCUUAUUACGUGCCAAGGAGCCCUCAGAGCGCGCAAUUCUAUCCAACCAGUCCAGAACCGUCGGCGAAACAGCCGAUCAAAAGGGAGAAGAGCCUCGACCUUCUGGCCAUCUUGCAGGAGUCCAGACUCUUGGCCGAGAGUCUGGGCUACAGAGAGGACUCGACCGACUGCACGGUUCCUUGUACGCCUCCUAGAACGGAGGAGGACAUCUACAACAGCCUUGACGCGGACUUCUUCGCGAAGAAAGAAGAUACCGCAGUGCAAGGGCACCCGUUGUUGAAGGAAAUCCUGUUCAAGGAGGAACCUCGAUCCAGUUGCAGCAGCAACAGCAGCGUCAUCAGCAAUUCCUCCUCGUCAUCUUCAUCCUCGUCCUCGUCCAGCACUUCCUCGUCCCCGGAUCCGAUCGAACUCGAGAACAGUUCCCCGUUGAGGAACCUACUGUUCAAGGGUGCUCGAAAGGAGUUCGCCGACGUGGCCAGGACAACCGCGAACCUGAAGCUGGAGAGAAUACAGGACGAAGUGAGGAACCCUCUGGAGAAGGAGGAGGAGCUUUUCAAGGACGGACAAAAGAGCGAUCAUCAGUUGCUGAGGGAGGUUCUGAGGGAUACUAGCUUUCAGAGGAAGUACAAUCUGAGACCCGUGGACCUUGGAAGCGUCGGGACCGGGUUCGUGGAAGACAUGGAACCUGGUGAAUGCGUCGGAGACCUGACCAGAGAACAGAUCGAGCCUGUACUCAGCUUGGCCAUUCAACAGUUGCAAAAGGACUUCGAUAAUACCUGUGUGGCACUCGGUAUUCAUCCUGAACCACGACGCUGGAGCGCGGCGGACGUUGCAGCUUGGAUACAAUGGGCCAGAAGGCAACUGCAGUUGCCCUCGGUACCAUUGGAGAGCUUCAACGUGGACGGUGCAACCUUGGCUUCCCUCACGGAAGAAGAAUUCUGUCAACGAGCCCCGCAGUGUGGAAGUAUCCUACACGCACAGCUGGAAAUUUGGAAAGCAGCCGUCGAGGAAUCUCCGCGUAACACACUGGCGGCUUCUUGGAGUCCCGCGGGUGUUGUUCAGACACCUAACAAUAACAAUAAUAACACAUCGUCGACUAUCGGAAACGCGGCUCCAGUCAGUGUGAAGGGCUCCUCCUGUAGCGUCGAUUUCUCUGAUGAAACAGUGUCGUCGCCGCCUGGACAAGUGACUAAAGGAGGCGUCUCGCCUCGAUGCCGAUUUUUUCCAGACGAAGACGAAGACUGCGGUUCCUCUCAGACCGGAACAACCGGUGGCGGCGGUGCUGGCGGCGGUAAGAUGCGAAACGGUGGCUCUCACAUUCACCUGUGGCAGUUCCUGAAGGAACUGCUGCAGAGUCCCGGGGUCCACGGUUCCUGUAUACGCUGGCUGGAUCGUGGCAAGGGCGUGUUCAAGAUCGAGGACUCGGUCCGUGUGGCCAGGCUCUGGGGCAAGCGUAAAAAUCGUCCGGCCAUGAACUACGACAAGCUGAGUCGUAGCAUCAGACAAUACUACAAGAAAGGAAUCAUGAAGAAGACGGAGCGUAGCCAGAGGCUCGUCUAUCAGUUCUGCCAUCCUUACUGCCUUUAAACGGGGUACCGUUAAACCUUUGCUCUCGCUCCAGGUGUUACCUCCUCGAUUCUUACAACUUUCCUCGAUUCGAGUAUUUAUUAAAAUAUAUCACGAGGCGUGGUAACGUUUGGAUUAAUCGUCGCUUCGAAACGAGCGACGGCAAAGGAUUAACGUCUCUCCACCGAUUCCAGACUUCGGAUCGUUGAUCUUAAGCCUGGUUACUCAUCGAAGGGAAAAAAGGGCUUCCGAUUCCCUUUCUACGUGCAAUCAUUUAACACGAUAUAACGAUGGUGUGCUGCGUGCCUGGUCCUGUUGCGUGCGUGCUUUCGGUAUGGCUGAUUGAAAGGAUAAUCAGUGCAGAGGUCGAAGGUAAAAAUACGAUCCAUCCGUGUCCGAUGGUGUCCCUCGUGGACGUUCGGCCGCGGUUGGGUACCAUUUAGUACGCCCGUUUUGGGCGAACCCCAUUCUCUAUCCCAUCCCCUCAGUUUUCUUCCAGCAACCUUUUCUAUUUCUCUCCUAACUUCUCUCUGUUGUAAUAUAAUCGAAUAUCCGGUAAAACUUAAGACACGAUCCACGAUUUUCCCGCGACCCAGGAGUCGCGUGCCGAUUGGGACGACCGCAGGGUCGACUUCGCGAUCUUUCGACCGGUAUGUUUCUUAUCCAAAAUUUCUUACCCUUCUUUUCUUCUCUCUAUGAUAAAAAUCAGUUUCGAUGCAAAUGGUAAUGGCGUGCUGGCGCGUCGAUAUCGGUCAACAAGCAACAGUAUAUUAAGCACAGGUAAUACUAACGUUCUACUAAUACAGUAAUGAUAGAGUACGAUAAUGCUGCUAGUAAUAUUACUAGGUUCCCGUAAAAUAUUACAAAGGAUUUUGUUAACCGAUCUGUUCUCACUAACCAUAGAGUUAACCUUGUGACGUACUAAUGCUGGUAUUAAAUCGGUAUUAUAUACCGUUGUACUAACAUUAGUACGUUGUCGAUGCACCGUGUCGUCGGGUAUCGUUCGCGUUGGCACGCGGUAUUUGCGAUAGAUCUACCAUAUUGUCGAAAGAACGACGAACGAUCGACGCGCUCGAGAUCUCGUCCGGAGGUACGUCCGGCGAGCCUCGGGUGUGCGGCUUCGACGAUCCCAAACUUCGUUGCUCGAGAACGGAGAAACAACGAGGAGGAAGCGAAGUAAGUGGAGAUUUCGUUGGAGAAAAGGGAAGAAACUGCUCUUUCCUCUCUGUUCUCACGAUUGCUUACCAGCGCCGGUCGCCGCAGCCUCGAGCUGCAUCCGAUCUAUGGAUCCACGAUCUAGGAAUACGCUGAAGCCAGCGGAACUAUUCGCUGUGGCUUCAACCGUCCCGCCAUUUUUUGACUCGAUAAAGAGCGGUAAGAAACCAAGUAUCUUGUGAUUUUUAAAGUUAUUACAGAUAAAUUGAUCUAUUUUUAUAAGAAUAUACAUUAGAUAUAUUUUUGAUACAUAUCUUAGAAGACUAGAAAAGUGCCUUCCUGUUCGACCUGAAAAAUCGUUUCCAUCCGACACACGACUCGUUUUCAGGAUGCGUACGAUGUUGCGUGUCGAGCGGAGCGGAACAUUUCGCUUGUACGCCGUGAAACGAUCGACGCACAAUCAAUUCGUCCUAGGAUACUCGGUCACGCCUUCCCCUCUCGACGGAGGGCAUAGAAUUUCUUCGGAAAGAUAGGGAAAAAAAAAAUAUAGCUGAAUGGCGAUCGUGGAUGGCUCGAGGCGUGAAAGUUUGCGCGGCUGGUUCUGGUGAUUUUGGUCCCAUAUAUCUAUGAUAUAUUAAACGUUGUAUGUUCCAUGAACGAUCUAGCGUGUAAGUUCAAUUUAGGCGUAUAAGAAUCCCGGCGACUCACGUGAGUCGCCUGUUAAGUUACUCGAAGAGAUUUCCGUCUUUCUUUCAUCUCCUUUUUCCCUUUAACCGUUGAUUAAUUAUCAUUAGCGGUGUUAACUCUUUACUUUCUCAGACAUUAACCAUUUUUUCCAGUAAGAUUUAUUUAAACUUUCAAUGCGGAAUUCCCGACGAUCACUGAUCUUCGAUCGUUAAAUUUUCUACUCGACCAUUAACCCUUUGCAAAGGAGAUAUUUUUCUAAUCAACGAGUUAAGAUGAAACGAUUAAGGUUGAGGAUUACGUGAACCACUGGAAUUCGUCUGGUCUAUGUAUGUAUAUGUUUAUUUAACGCGAUCUUAUUGUGUUUAUUUAAGAACUCACCCAGUUUUACUAACACUCGGAAACGUUUCGCUCACCGAGAUACGGUUGUACAUAGGAAAGAAUACUCGGCAUAAUCAUUUUGUACGUUCGUAUUUUUUUCUCUUCUUUUAUUUUUUAUUUAUUUAACCGAGUUCGUAGCCGUAUUAAUAUAUACAUAUACAUAUAUUUUAUACGUAACUAUAUAUUGUUAGAAAGUUCUGCGUAAGACGUCGAGGUCGUGUGACUGGUUUCGAUUUCGCGUUUGUUGUCGAGCUGCAUUGUAAAUCGAACGAUAGAGAACAAAAGGGUGAUGCAAUUAAAUUGCAACGAUCGAAACGUUCUUUCUUCUUCGUCCUACAAGCGCAAUUUCCGACGGGUAUCUGUGAAAUUCAUCGGAAUGGAUCGUUAAGCCAAAGAACGUGGCAAUCGGCUCGAUUAUUUUUUCGAAAUCAACCGAAAGUUAUUUUAUAGAGAUGUGCGGAAACCGAAAAAUAUCGGGUCCACUCUGAUUGGAGUCAGCUCAAAUCGGAUCUGCAUUGUUCUAAUCCAGUCGGGUCAGGUCGAGUCUGCAUUGUUCGCGUCGGGUACCCGAAAUUUUCAGAUUUUCGCAUACCCCUGAUGUUUCCCUUUUCUGAUUAGGCGAUCAGAAAUUAAGUACAAGCUAUGUCAAAAGGAUGACACGUUUUUUUUUUUUUUCUUAACACAGAGAUUGGGCUGAAAAUUUAAAUUUUCCUCUUAACAAACUUAUCUCAGAUUGAAGCCGCUCGUUUAAAAACGUCGAUUGCCCGAGUAACGUGGUCCUUUCGACGAGGCUUACAAAAAAAAUAAUAUGUAAAUUCGCGAGAAUAUUCGAUUUCGAUGGUGUACAUGGUUUAAGCCUGCUAUACAAUUCUCGUAAAAUCGCGAACGAAACGGAACAUCGAAUCGAAAUCGUACCAUUUCUCUUAAGCAACACUUUAAUAAUCUCCAUAAAGUUGGUGUUAUUAGAAUUUGAAGCGACGAUCGAGCGGGUGUUCUUAUCAAAAUUACUUCGAAAUACCUGUUCCGCCACUUUUGAGUCCCUGGAACGAGAAAACCCGAGAAGGUCGUCGUAAUUUUCAACUCGUUGCAAAUCAGCGAUAACCGUAAACUACGCUGGAUUAUCGGUUCCAUUCGACGAUAUUAUUGAUUACGAUCGAACACCUUUCAGAUUUAUCUCCGCGCCUUUUAGCGGCAUGCUCGAACAAACAACGAGAUUUUUCCUUGUAAUUUGCUCGAGCUCUCGAGCCGAAGAAUUUUAUUCGAAAACAUCGGGAAACGGAACCGUUUCCAUUAUCUAACGAUCUAACGUAUUACACUUUCCAAAGGAUUCCGUGUAACGCGUCGAGCCGGUCGUGAGGCUCGCAAAUCGCUCGAUUCAGAGUUCACAGAACUCUCUGCUUUCUUCGCGAAAUUUACGAUAAUCCAUUGUGUAGCAGGGUUUCGUAGUUUCUUUAGUGGUAGCCGGUACUUCCGUCAAGCAGUAAGGUAUACCGAGUUCCAAAGUACAAGUUGUACGAUUCGUGGUUUGUACAGGAUGAAUCAAGCGGCUGGGGCAAACUGUGUCUCCUUUCUAAUUACAAGCAGAAGCAAAUGAUAAAAGUUUUAUUACAGUUAUUACCUUACAAAUGAUAUAUUGUCGCGACGAAAAAUUUGUCGAAAUUAUUCCUAGAGUUUUGAUUAAAGAAUCCAGGUAGCCGUUUGCGGUCGGACGAGAGUUGUUCGUUGUUCUUUCUCUUUCUGACUGCACAACGAGAUUUACUUAAUUGUCUGAAUUAGUUAAAUGAAAAAAGAAAAAAAAAGAAAAAAGAAACACGCGCUUCCAUGUUUUACCGGUGAUUCUCAGCGAACCGAUUCGUAUUCUCUGAACUUGUACAUAAUUGCGAAACGGCAUGCGAACGCAUUAUUUAUAUCCAAGCAGUGUGACUGCUAAUUAAUUAAUAUGUUAAUUAGUGUUAACCGAGUUUAUUUAAUUAGGAUUUAAGAGUUGUUUCUUUGCUACUUUAAGAACGAUCUUGUUGCGAAUUUAUUACGUAUUUAUAUCUAGCAUCGUUUAAUCAUUGUUUCGACUGUUCCGUACUGAGAUUAAUGCAGAGACACAUCGCAUCGUUAAUCAAUAACAAACGACGGACAUUUAUCAUGAUACCGGUGAAAUCAGACAUUACAUAUACAUAUAAUUUUUUAUUGUAUGCCGACGUUCUUGCUGUCAGGAUGUGGAAGCGAGAUACUAACACGAAGCAGAGAAAAAAGAAAAAAAAAAUAAAAAAAAAAA